Molecule: messenger RNA, 1150 nt
Organism: Beta vulgaris subsp. vulgaris (sugar beet)
Lineage: Eukaryota; Viridiplantae; Streptophyta; Magnoliopsida; Caryophyllales; Amaranthaceae
Product: classical arabinogalactan protein 9
Exons: 2
Coding region: 167-913 (248 amino acids)
Cellular component (GO): plasma membrane
Source: RefSeq, a predicted model, not a curated record
CCUCUACACCCCCCUAUAUUUACUACCUCCUCCCCUUCUUCUCUUCUCCGCCGCUCACUCUCCUCACUCCUCACUCCUCACUCCUCCCUCACUCCUCACUCCUCACUCUCCACUCUAGUCUUCCAAAAAACCAAAAAAAAGAACUCCCAACACACAAAACAGAAAAAUGGAUCUAAAGGCCACGCUUUUGCUUGGCCUCAUCUGCAUUACUCUCUCCGUCGUCGGUGGCCAAUCACCCGCCGCAUCACCAUCACAAUCUACCCAACCACCACCCACAACACAACCACCACCCACAACACAACCACCACCCGCAACGCAACCACCGCAAGCUAGCCAGCCCCCACCCGCAACACAACCACCACAAGCUAGCCAGCCACCACCCGCAGCGCAACCACCACAAGCUACACAGCCACCACAAGCUAGCCAACCACCACCAGCAACGCAACCACCAACCGCCUCACCACCAACACAAACCACCACUGCACCACCACCACAAGUAGCUCAAGCUCCACAACAAUCACCACCACCAGUUGCUACCCCUCCACCUGUGGCAGCAACACCACCUCCAGUGGUUUCUUCUCCUCCUCCACCAGUAGCUACACCACCUCCAGCUACUCCACCACCAGUUUCAGCACCUCCUCCAGUAUCAACUCCGCCACCUGCUGUUACGCCAGCUCCUUUGAGCACUUCUCCUGUUGUUGCCCCUGUUGCGGCUACUCCCGGUCCAUCUCUUGCAGCAUCUCCCCCUGUUCCUCUUUCUGAAGCUCCUGGACCUAGCUUGUUGGGUGCUGCCUCUCCUGGCCCCGCCAAUGCUCAGGCUGAUGAUGAGAGUGGAGUUGAAAGGAUGUGGUCCAUGUCAAAGUUGAUUGGAAGCUUGAUCUCAGGAUGUGCUCUAUUGGCCUUGCUAUUCUAAGAAACAUUCAGCUGCUUUCGGUUAUCCCUGAGAUACUCAUAUUAUUGUUGUAUUGAUUACAUUAAUGUAUUAUUGGAUAUGUCAUUUUGUGCCCUCUUGUAUUUUGGAUUUAUACAUUCAGGUGGAUUCUUUUUUCUUGUGAGAUUUUUGAGGGUUAGUUUAUGUUCUCUCCGGGGUGAGUCGUAUCUUGUAUGAGAUUGUAUUAGUAAAUUCAUUUAGCCUAUUACUUUUAGUAAA